Trichomycterus rosablanca is the source of this 1013-nucleotide messenger RNA. RefSeq names its product ras homolog family member Ub (gene rhoub). Gene Ontology annotation, molecular function: protein kinase binding; GTPase activity; GTP binding. Gene Ontology annotation, biological process: establishment or maintenance of cell polarity; Cdc42 protein signal transduction; endocytosis. Lineage: Eukaryota; Metazoa; Chordata; Actinopteri; Siluriformes; Trichomycteridae. Bases 153 to 866 code for a protein of 237 amino acids. The record is from RefSeq and is a predicted model, not a curated record. The transcript has 3 exons.
UUGGAGCCGCUUUUAAAAGUCGAUUAAAGCGAGUAUUUACGACCUGACAGCGACAGUCUACGAGCAACCAUGAUUAUUCGCCAAACUUAAAAGCUUAUUGAAACUCCAUUCGUAUAUAAACGUGUUAGUCGUGUACGAGUGUGGGAGCGCAGAUGGAUUAUAAUCACUUGAUGGCACCUCCGGUACCGCCGCAUAAGCCGAAGUGCAGCCGGCCGUCGGGCGCUCAGGAGCGGCUACUGAAGUGUGUACUGCUCGGGGAUGGAGCGGUGGGUAAAACCAGCCUGGUGGUCAGUUACACAACUAACGGCUACCCGACUAAAUACGUCCCAACAGCUUUCGACAACUUUUCAGCGGUGGUACAGGUAGAUGGACAGCCUUUACGACUGCAACUUUGCGACACUGCUGGACAGGAUGAAUUUGACAAACUGAGGCACUUCUGCUACACACGCACAGAUGUUCUGCUGCUCUGCUUCAGCGUGGUCAGCCCAGCCUCUUUUCAAAACGUGGGGGAAAAAUGGGUCCCCGAGAUCCGGCGGCGGUGUCCGUCAACACCCGUUCUGUUGGUGGGCACACAGUGCGACCUGCGGCAGGACGUCAAAGUGCUGAUCGACCUGGCACGCCGUCGAGAGCAGCCUGUCCCGGAGCAGGAUGCCUGCGCUCUUGCUGACAAGAUCGGUGCUGUGACGUAUGUGGAGUGCUCCGCUCUCACUCAGAAGAACCUCAAGGAGGUGUUCGACGCUGCCAUCGCCGCUGGUCUGCGCCAGUCUGACAGACGUGCCAGGAGGGAACGCAAGGUUCGCAGUACAGCUGAUAAGAUGAAAAUGCUCUCCAAGGCCUGGUGGAAGAAAUAUGUGUGUAUUCAAUAACACAACACAAGCCAAGCUCUGAGUCAUAGCAAAUGGACAAAGCUUCAGUGCCUCCAGCAGAUGGACUGAUAAGUGAAUGAGGUGCUGGUUUACACGUUGGAGAGAGAUUUUUAUUGCCAUGAGCCGAGCUUUGGUCAGUCUUAACUA